UCUGGUACUAACUUGGUAUUAUUUUGCUAAAGUCUUUAUGUGGAAGACAGCAACUAAUUCCAUUGGAUUACCAGUAAUAUGCAUGAGCAUCCAAACAUCCAUCUGAGAGCUAUGCUGAGCCCAGCACGCAGGAUGAGCCCACUCAUUUGCUUUGCCACUCUCUUGUCUUCCGUGGUUUGGGGAGUCAACGGGAUUAAUACAAAAGAGGAAAAUGGAAGAUUCCUGACAUGCUUCAUCUCAGAGCAGCACAGGCAGGACAUCUCGAAUCAGCAGCUCACCAGAAUCCCACCAGACCUAUCACCCAGCACCCAGUACCUGGACCUGUCCCAUAACAACAUCACUAGGGUCAACGAUGAAGACCUGGCAGCCGUGCCCAACCUCUGCAUCCUGGAGCUCCAUCACAACCCCCUGGAGUACAUCUCCCCCACAGCCUUCCUGAAAAACUCCAAGCUGGAGGCCCUCAAUAUCUCCUAUAGCCUACUGAAGGCCAUUCCAGACCUGUUGCUUCCCGCUCUUCGGGUCCUUGAUGUUUCCAGCAACCUCUAUGGAAGUUAUGCCCUGGGAAGCUCAUUUAAGAAUAUGGAGUGCCUCUUUUCUCUUGCUCUGGGAAGCCCAUAUGCCACAUCUGUUAACUACACUGAUUUCACCCCUGUGCAGAAUAUACCUUUAAGACACCUGAGCCUAGGGUACGGGGAGGGCUUGCAAAGUUACGAGUCUGGUUCCUUCACCCAAAUCCUGUCUCUACGCAAACUGACGCUCAUCAUGCCAUUCUGUGAACGCUUCUCAAUGUUCCAGGACAUUCUCAAUGACCUUCAAAGAACACAAGUGGAGAGCUUAGUGCUGGUCAAGUUUCUCCCCAGAUAUUGCAACAUCUCCUGUGACCCAUUUGAGGGUCUCAGACUAAUGAGAUCCUUGAAGAACAUCACUUUCAUGGACACCUGGUUCAACAGCUCAGUCUUAUAUAAGUUUCUCCAGAAUCUCUAUAGCUCUCCAAUCCAAGUCACUGCUUUCCUUAACAUCACUUAUAAUGAAGAUACCGAAGAGCUUCAUAUGGACUGUGAUCCAGGUAAACACGCACUUAACCUAAAAGCUGUCAUUUUGGAUGGUAUCUUGCAUUACCAGAUGAGAUAUCCAAAGUUCAGCAUCAAUGUGACCUGUUAUUCCCAGUUGACCUACCUGAAGUUCUCUGGCUCAGGGAUGAACAUCUCACCCUGCAACUUGUUAUCCUCUCUGCCCUCUCUGGAGGUCCUAGAUGUGUCCAACAACCUCUUAACCUACAAUGGCUUCUGGUGGCAUGGGUGCUCCUACACCAAAGUCUUCCCAGCUUUAAAGCAGCUUAACUUGAGCAACAACAGGUUCAAAAAGCUGUGCUUCAUUGCUGAAAAAACCCAGCAGAUGAGAGCCCUGGAAACUCUGGAUCUGAGCUCCAACUCCAUUGAGCUUGAAGGCCAGUGCUCCUGGCCUUCGCACCUGACCAACCUCAUUUUGAGCAACAACAUCCUGGGCAACUCUGUCUUCAACUAUCUCUCUCCACACUUCAGAAACCUUGACCUCUCCAAGACAGGCAUUUCAGUAUUGACAAAGGACAUGCUCUCCAGGCUGCCCAACUUGACACAUCUCUUCUUGAGCUCCAAUGGCCUCCAGGUCUUGCCUGCUGAUCUCUGGGCACCCAGUAUAGAGGUGCUGCAUGUGGACCACAAUGCCAUAAGUGUCAUCAGCCAAGAUUCCUUAAAAGGGCUGCCUGGGCUCAAGGAACUAAAAGCAGGGCAUGAGCCAUUCAGCUGCAAGUGUGACUCCUAUUGGUUUGUGACCACUUUUGAUAAAAGGCUUCUGCCCGAUUGGCCAUGGCAAUACACCUGCAGCUACCCUCCUGAACUGUACGGGAUGUUACUAGAAGAGUACCAGCCAGGCAGAGUAGCCUGUGAGCCGUGGAUCCAAGCUGCAAUUGCAGUCCUUGUCAUGCUUACUGUUGUCCUGGUUCUGAGCCUCACUUUCUAUGCCUGUGAUGGAGCCUGGUACCUCAAGAUGCUCUGGGUAUGGAUCAGGGUCAAAAGGAGGAGCAGCCAGGAAACAGAGAGGCUGGAGAAUGCAUCUUUCCAUUACCAUGCCUUCAUCUCCUACAGUCAGCAUGAUUCCAACUGGGUGGACAAGCAGCUUGCUCCCAACAUUGAGAAGGCAGGCUUCAGCCUUUGCAUCCACGAGCGUGACUUUGUGCCUGGGGACUGGAUCAUUGACAACAUCAUCAACUGCGUGGAGCGCAGCUACAAGACCCUAUUCGUGCUCUCCCAGAGCUUCAUCCGGAGUGAGUGGUGUAACUAUGAACUCUUCUUCGCCCAGCACCGGGCACUCACUAUCCAGCAGGACUCCCUGGUCUUCAUCCUGCUGGAGCCCAUUCCUGCAGACUCCCUGCCCAGGAAGUUCAUGAAGCUGCGGACCUUGCUCAGGCAGCAGACCUAUCUGGAGUGGCCUAAGGAGGAGAGGAAACAGAAGGUCUUCUGGGCCAGCCUGAAGAGAAUGUUGCAGGAGGGCAAUAAGCACAUGGUAAUGAAGCAGGCAGCAGUGGGGAUAGCUGACUUGAUGUCCGAUCUUGUCAUUGAUUAAAGUUUCAGCUCCUUGGCACUUUACUCAGAGUUGCUAAGUGGUUUGACAAAGUAGAAGGCUUUAAAAAUUAAAAAUUGGAAUAAUUUGGGCUAAAAUUUCAAAUAUCUUAUACAAAAAAUCAAAAGCGACUCAGUGUGUUUCACCUUUUUUGAAAACAUCUUUUAAGCGCCGCAGUCAUUUUGAUCAAUUUAAAAUAAAGUUGCGGCGCCAAAUUGAAGAAAUACGGCAAUUAUAAUUCUAAAAACAAAACAGCAAUACAACCCUGCUACCUUGAAAUGUGUAACAUUCACAAUGUCCAGCACAUACGAGACACAGAAGGAUGUUAAGCACUGCAGGGUACCAGACACGGUUCUGCUAAUUCAAACUGCAGAAGAUCCUGCUAUACUGUAAAAAGAGAGGCAACUUGCAUAAAGUCAAAGCAAACAGGUUAGGUGAUGCUUUUACUGCAGACAUAGCAAAGCACAGCCAGGGAUUAAGAAAGCACAUUUCAGAACUGAAGUCUCUUUUGCUAAAAUAAUAUGAGAUUCAUAAUCUCACAGCUCAGACAGGCAAGAAAUCAACCACUCACUCACUAGGACAAAUUUGAAUCAAACUGAAGGGAGGUAAAGUCUUAAAACCAGGCAGUCCUGCCCUGAGUGUGCACAAAUCUACAGCAGAGUUUGCAUUAUUCUAACAGGUCAUUUCGACCCACCUUUACCUUGCGGGGGCUUGUUCUGAUUAGAGCAUUCUACAGCAAUGGUCAUCCCAUAAGUGCAUCAACCACCUGGAUAUGGUUAGUCUAUCCCUUGAAGUAAGUAGUUAAUGCAACACAGCUGCUACUUAUCAAAUGAUCUCUUUGUCAAGUACUGUAAACAGGAGGACCUUGCUAGUAUCACAAUAUUCUGAUUUGGUGAGAAAGCUUAAAUUUGUGCUAAGAAAAAUGUAGCAGUUUUUACUGUUCCCACUGCAAUCUGCUUUUUGGGUUAAUUUAAGACCACUAAGAAUGUGUUUGUUGCAUAAUAAAUGACAUCUGUUUCCAGCGUGUUGUUCUUACUGUCUGAUGUGUUACGCUUUGUUGCGCAUUAUUAAUAAAGACUCUAUCAGUUCCUCUUUAGUGCCAA
Messenger RNA from Polyodon spathula (Mississippi paddlefish), 3701 nucleotides. Its product is annotated as toll-like receptor 1. Gene Ontology annotation, biological process: inflammatory response; toll-like receptor signaling pathway; immune response. Gene Ontology annotation, molecular function: protein binding; transmembrane signaling receptor activity. The record is from RefSeq and is a predicted model, not a curated record. Lineage: Eukaryota; Metazoa; Chordata; Actinopteri; Acipenseriformes; Polyodontidae. The transcript has 2 exons. Gene Ontology annotation, cellular component: membrane. Bases 79 to 2601 code for a protein of 840 amino acids.